GAGAGAGAGAAAGUCUAGAGAGAGAGAGUGAAAGUCUAGAGAGAGAGAGAGAGAGAGAGAGAGAGAAUGGGGGGUAUAAUGAAGGGGGGUGGUGGACAUAUGCAUAGCAGCAGCAGCAGCCGGAGAUGGAAUGUAUAUAUAUCGAUAGCGGUGUUAGUAACGGUGGUGUUUGGAUGCGGGGUAAUGGGUAUUCACAGAAUCAGAGGCAAACGGAAUAUUCUCAAUCUUCUCAUCAAAGAGAAAGAUGAUCAAAUUCUCUCUCUUCACCUUCUCUUGCAGAAAGAAAGAGAGCAGAUGCAAGAAGUUAUUAAGGAAAGAGAAGAGAUGAAGAUGAAGGUAUACAACCUUGGAGGUCAAAAAGUGGAGCUCAAAAGCAAGUUAUCGGAAAUGCAGUCGACAAUCUCUUCACUAAAAGACGAACUUUUGACCAUCGAAACAGCCUUUCAGGAGAAGCAAAACGAGACCAACGAUCAAAAUCACCGAAUCGAAACCCUAACAGAGACACUACAGAACAAGGAAAACGAAAUCGAAGAUAUGAAGCAACGUCUUCAACUAAAAAGUGCUUCUAAUCACAGCGAAAAUGGGACGAGCAAAAAUUCUGAGGAAACGAGGGGCGAAAAUGGAAGAGCCAACAUUGUAGAGAGAGAUGAAGAUAGUGAAGCGCGUGCGAAAUUGCAGGCGCAAGAAAAUCCACAUGGCGAAAACUUAAGAGUUAGUGGGAAACGGAGAUCGUAUUUGAGAAGGACAAACGGAAAGAGAUUGAGAGUGAUUGCUAAACAAAUACCAGGAAAGAGAAAUAAUAAAGUCGAAGAGCGGAAACCGAUAAUCCAACUCAACGAGUCUGUGGUGAAAGAUCAACGGCUCAGAAUAGAUGAUUCUAUCGAGCAAGGUAAGACGAAAGUGGAGUUGAGAGAUUAUAUUGAAGAAAAUAACAGCACAAAACCUGUAGCACGGACAAAUUCAAGUACUGCACUGGAAAAAGCGAAAAACGAAAACUAUGGCAAACGUGAUAAUAACAGCAGUCAAGGAGAAAAAGAAGUUUCCGAAAAAAUAAGAGAUAUUCAAAUGGAGAGUUUUGAAGACAGCGAUGAAGAUAGAGACGAACCAGAUCAGUUUUAAAAUUAAGAAUUUCUGAUAUG
This is a messenger RNA of Erythranthe guttata (spotted monkey flower), 1139 nucleotides long. RefSeq lists its product as uncharacterized. The record is from RefSeq and is a predicted model, not a curated record. NCBI's taxonomy places the organism in Eukaryota, Viridiplantae, Streptophyta, Magnoliopsida, Lamiales, Phrymaceae.